This is a messenger RNA of Xyrauchen texanus (razorback sucker), 1070 nucleotides long. RefSeq names its product complement C1q-like protein 4. The record is from RefSeq and is a predicted model, not a curated record. Bases 41 to 760 code for a protein of 239 amino acids. Gene Ontology annotation, molecular function: protein binding. Lineage: Eukaryota; Metazoa; Chordata; Actinopteri; Cypriniformes; Catostomidae. The transcript is spliced from 2 exons.
CCGUAGGAAGCGCGUUAUUGGAGCGGCAGUAGGAGUGGCCAUGGUACUAAUACUAUUAGUCGCUAUUCCCCUAUUGGUCCACAGCACAAAGCUGGGUGGGUCUGGAGGUGGAGGUACGCAUUAUGAGAUGCUUGGAAGCUGUAAGAUGGUCUGUGACUCUCUAACACCCACCAAUGAACUAACACCUGUUUCCCCACCUCCUCAUGACAUCCCUGGACGCAGAGGGGGUAAGUUGGGUUUUCGUGGUACCCAAGGGCCAUCAGGGCCUGCAGGCCCACGUGGCCCCCCUGGAGAACCAGGAAAACCAGGUCCUCCUGGACCCCCAGGUCCUGGCCCAGGGGGUUACAUCCCAUCAUUCUACAGCCCCAAAAUAGCCUUCUAUGCUGGUCUGCGCAAGCAACAUGAGGGGAGUGAGAUACUCAAGUUUGAUGAUGUGGUGACAAAUGUAGGGAAUUACUAUGAGCCUACCACAGGCAAGUUUACCUGCCCUCUUCCAGGGAUCUACUUCUUCACCUAUCACGUACUCAUGAGGGGAGGAGAUGGAACUAGCAUGUGGGCUGACCUCAAGAAAAAUGGACAGGUGAGGGCCAGUGCAAUCGCUCAGGAUGCAGAUCAGAAUUAUGAUUACGCCUCUAACAGUGUGAUCCUGCAUUUAGAUGUGGGGGAUGAGGUAUUCGUGCAGCUGGAUGGUGGGAAAGUGCACGGAGGAAACACCAACAAAUACAGCACUUUCAGCGGCUUUCUCAUCUACCCCGACUAACACAUACACAUGCACACAAAAAUACACAAACACACACGCACAUAUUUUCAGAUAAUUACAGAUGCUGCUCACCCUUCAUGAAGUUAGUGAUGUACAGUAAGAUGUAGUCAACACCAUCAACAUUAGACUAUUAUACUAUACCUGUAAAUGGGGAGCAUGGGCAGUGAUAUCAUUAUAAAAUAACGAGGAACAUUUUUUUAUCUUAACAUAAAAUCUUAAAUUAUGCCUUUUUUGGUUUCAGCGUUAAAGUCAACAUGAAAUGGUAUUUACAACCCAUUUGACCAGCCUGAUCUCAUGAAAUGUAAGUGAC